GCGAUCUAUCUACGAUGGAUCGGCAGGAUGUGCAACGCAUGCAAUAUGAUGUUAAAAGGUCGCCGUCUAGUCGGAGAGGCAUGGCCCCGGCCGCAUAAGCCUUCAAUUCAUUUGCGCGGGUGGUUGAGUGUUUGUCAUCGUUCCGAUCGCAGGCGGCCGCAUAACCCUUCUUCCUCCUCGAUCGAUCGGCUCUAGCUCUCCUGAUCCCAUCUCCUCCUCGACCACGAGGAAGCCAAACCCUUCUUUGUCUCUAGCUAGUGUGCCUCUGCUGCACGUACACGCACUCUCUCUCGGCUAGCUAGCUGCUGCUCUGCGUUCUUUCAAUUCAGCUCAGCUCAGCUCCUUCUAUAUAUUUUGGCUUAGCUUCGUCCUCCGGCCCGACCGGUCAAUCCAUCGUCGAGUCCAGCGCCUGCUCCUGCCUCCUGCACGCUGAACCUGUAGCCGCAGAAUAUGCCUCCAGCCGUCCUCCAAGAGCCAUGAAUAACACCAGCAAUAGCACCAAGAAGCACAGCCUCCUCGCGCCCAAGGCCACCGUGGACAUGUCUCGCCUGCACCAGGCCUACGACCGCGGCUAGCUAAUAGGCCGGGUUGAUAGUCUUUUGAUCUGCUGUGGUCGUUAGCUUGUUGAACAGAAAAACCUACUGGGUUGAUAGUGUUUGCCUUGUGCAGUUGUGCUAGCUUAGCUUGUUUGCGGCUCAGUUACUACGCCGUUUAAUUACUGUCGUAAGUUCGUUCGUAAUCGUAACAUCAAUGAAGGAAGGAGGCGAGAAGAAGAACAUCCUGUCCAAGACGCUGCAGAGGUGCCGGACCUCGCUGGCCCAACGGAGGAGGCCGCCACCGCCGGCGGCACCGAAGAGGGCGGCGUCGUCGCCGUCCCUGGGCGUGCCCCCGCCGCCGCCGGUGCCAGCCGCCGGCUACUUCACCGUUCUGGUGGGCCCGGAGAAGGAGCGGUUCGGGGUGCGCGCCCGCUGCGCCAACCACCCGCUGUUCCGGGCGCUGCUGGACGCGGCCGAGGCCGAGUACGGCUUCGCCGGCUGCGACGGCCCGCUCGAGCUGCCCUGCGCCGUCGACGACUUCAUGGAGGUCAUGUGGGAGAUGGAGCUGGGCGACCCCAGCGCGUCGCCUGGCUGUGGACGCUUCGCCGCCGGCAGCACUAGAGGCUACCACCACGUGCACCAGCUGGCCGGCUACCAGUUGGUGGUGAGCCCGCCGGCGAGGUUCCUCGUCGCUGGCCGUUAAUUCAACAGAGCACCUGCUUGCAUGCAUUGCUAGCUGCUUGGACGCCCGGCCGGCGACGGUGGUCUAAAAUGGUCUGGUCGUAUCGUCGGUUAUGGUUGAGCUUGAGCUUGAACACUCUUUUCUUCCUCUUCUUCUUCGGCGUCAUCAUAAGUAGACUAGAGAUCCGGGCGCGCGCAGAACUUUGUUCAAGUGCUUGCUGCUUGCUUUACUUUGCCGUCUGUUAACGUUUGUUUCACUCUCUUUGCCUUUUCAUCGCAAGUGUACUCCAUAGAUUUGUUUUUGUGUCUUUGUAACUCUCAUGUUGUCUUCAAAUCGUUUAAUUAACGAUGUAUGUAUGCAUGUAUAUACAUCGUGUUUACUGUAACGAGUGUAACACGUUAAAUACAUAUAAUAGAAGUGGUGUAUGUAUGUUCUGUAUAUAA
Zea mays is the source of this 1661-nucleotide messenger RNA. RefSeq names its product SAUR-like auxin-responsive protein family. Gene Ontology annotation, biological process: response to auxin. The transcript has a single exon. Bases 751 to 1239 code for a protein of 162 amino acids. The record is from RefSeq and is a predicted model, not a curated record. NCBI's taxonomy places the organism in Eukaryota, Viridiplantae, Streptophyta, Magnoliopsida, Poales, Poaceae.